This is a messenger RNA of Oryza sativa Japonica Group (Japanese rice), 1847 nucleotides long. RefSeq names its product F-box/kelch-repeat protein SKIP4. Gene Ontology annotation, molecular function: protein binding. Lineage: Eukaryota; Viridiplantae; Streptophyta; Magnoliopsida; Poales; Poaceae. The record is from RefSeq and is a predicted model, not a curated record.
GAUGAGAUUCUCACAUGGGGCCUUCAUAAAUCUGCUACAUUUUCCUAGUUGAUUUUGGUAGAUUUAAAUGUUGAAACCAUCUACUGUUGCUAUCCUUCUCCUUUUCCCUCUUAUAGUUGCGGAAAAAACGGCGCGUAUUUUAGAAAAAAUAGAGGGGUCUUAUUGCAUAAUGGCCAUCAUAUCAUCUCGCCGCGAUAAAAUGGCGGCGUCACCAUCCGCAUUUCCCCUUCUCCGCAUCUCGCCUUUUUCCUCCUCCGGGCUGCGGCAAUGGCCGAAACCCUAGUCCCGCCGCCGCCGCCACCCUCUGAUCCCCACCAGAUCUAGGAUUUGUUUGUUGUUUCACGGUGCUCCAUGCCCUUCUCCUUCCUUUCCACCACAACUCCGCCCACCGCUCUCAAAUCCACCGCGUCCACCCCCGCCCGCCUCUGCUCCUCGUCAGAUCCGACGCUUAAGCACCUUUCCGAGGACAAUUGAUGACUUCUGAAAUAAAGCACGGUGGAAAGCUAUCCUGUAGCGGCAUGGAUUCUGAUGGCCCCCAUACUUCACUUAUACAUGGUCUUCCUGAUGAGAUUGCUAUUCUUUGCUUAGCGAGAGUUCCACGGCGAUAUCAUAAUGCUCUCAGGUGUGUCUCAAAGAGAUGGAGGGCACUGCUUUCCAGUGAAGAGUGGCACUCUUGCCGCAAGAGGAACAAUUUGGAUGAGCCUUGGGUAUAUGUGAUUUGUAGGAGUACGGGCAUCAAAUGCUAUGUACUUGCUCCUGAUCCUACAACCCGCUCCUUGAAAAUUAUGCAAGUCAUCGAACCCCCAUGCUCGUCUAGGGAAGGCAUUUCCAUUGAGACCUUAGACAAGAGAUUAUUUCUUUUGGGUGGUUGUAGCUGGCUAAAAGAUGCUAAUGAUGAAGUAUUUUGUUAUGAUGCCUCAUCAAAUUGCUGGAGCAGUGUAGCUCCAAUGCCUACUGCUAGGUGCUAUUUUGUUUCUGCAGCUCUGGACAAGAAACUAUACAUUACUGGUGGACUAGGUUUGACAGACAAGUCGCCAAAUUCAUGGGACAUCUAUGAUCCAGUCACAAACUCUUGGUGUGUGCACAAGAAUCCAAUGCUCACCCCUGACAUUGUAAAAUUCGUGGCAUUGGAUGGGGAGUUGGUAACUGUUCACAAGGCUGCCUGGAACAGAAUGUACUUUGCAGGUAUAUAUGAUCCAUUGUGCCGCACUUGGAGGGGCACUGAGAAUGAAAUUGCCCUAUGUUGGUCUGGAUCAACAGUCGUCAUGGACGGAACGCUCUACAUGCUGGAGCAGUCGCUCGGCACAAAGCUGAUGAUGUGGCAGAAGGAGACGAAGGAGUGGAUCAUGCUUGGUAGGCUGUCUGACAAGCUUACAAGGCCUCCUUGUGAGCUCGUAGGCAUUGGGAGAAAGAUUUACAUUAUUGGAAGAGGGCUGAGUAUAGUGACAAUUGACCUGGAUACUGUCAGGGCAGAUGGAUUCUUGGUGUCCUCUUCCACAGGCCCAUUGGUGGAGCAUGACUUCCCACCUGAGAGAUGCCGGGUUAUCAGCAUCUGAAGGCAUCAGCUUAACUGUAUAUUGUCCGGAGAAAAUGUCACACAUGUGAAGGUGACAUGGGUUGAUUGAUGCACAUAUGAAAUAAGGCAAUCCUCCAGGCAUUGUUUACUCGAGAGAGUGCCCGUUGCUAAUUGGUGUUUAAUUGUUUGUAGUAUUUUUGCUGUAUCUCCGACUUGUGCCCGUUUGCUGUAACAAACGAAGUCUGAGGUUCAGUUGUUUAUUUCACACCUAUACAUAUUGAGAUAAUAACUUGUUCAUAAUUCACGAGUGUGAUGCGUCCUGUGAUUGUUA